AUGUCGCCCCAUCGUGAUGUCGGGCACGUUCGCACUGGCCACCAGCGGAGGCGCCGGGCGGCCCGGCUCGGUGCCGGGGUAAGCCCCCCGCCCCCACGAGCCGCGGCGGAGGCCGGCGAACCCCGGGCGGCUCGGGGUCCUCAAGGGCGGCCACAGGGCGCAGAGCGGCCGAACGAGGAGAACGGGCAACGCGCCGUGGACGUGGGUCCCGUCUCCCCGCGUCCCGGUCCCGGUCCCGGUCCCGGAGGGCCCUCUCUCCCGCCUCCUGCGGCCCCACGACCCGCGCGCUUCCGAGGCGCAGCGCGCAGGCCCGGGCCAGCCCCCGAGAACGCGCGGACCCCGGCCGUGCCAGCAGCAAACGUGGCCACGGCGCCCCACGCCCCUCCCCGAGCGCCUGUUCCCCCCGCGGUCACCGCGAGGGCAGCGCGGGGGCUCGUCGUCCUCGGGACGCGGCGCGGCUGCCGAGCCCCACCCGCGGCACCCCCUUCCCGGGGCAGUCCUCGCGGAUCGGCCGCCCACCCCCACGCCGGCGCCCCCGGGGCCGAGACCGCCGCCCGCCCUCUGCCCGCACCUCCGCCGGGGAGGACCGCCCCCGCCGCCCCCGCCGCCUCCCCCAGCUCGGCAGCCACCCCCUCGCCACUCGGCUUCCCCGACCCUGCGCCUCCGGGGGCGUUCGGCCCCCGCCUUCCGUCCUCGGGGCCCUCCCCUACCUCGCCGCUCUGCGACGCGCCCGCCACCCCCGCGCCCACCGGAGCCGGGACUCCGAGCCCCGGUCGGGGGUCUCCGGCGCGCAUGCGCGCGGCCCUCUUCCCGCGCACCUGUGCGAGCGCCGGAGGCGGGGCGGUCGCCUCCGCGCACCUGUGCGAGCGCCCCGCGGGCUCCCCGGCAUCCUCCCGCGCGCCAUCCAGCGCCCGGGGGGGGGGGUCUUCCGGCUCUUGCGGCGCCCCCGCGAGCGCCCCGGAGGGUCCUCCGCCGCCUCCCGCGCGCCAGCGAGCGCCCCGGGUCCUCCGGCGCCUUCCCGCGCUCCCCAGAGCGCCCGGGCUGUUCCGGCGCCGCCAGGCCCGCCCGGCGAGUCCCCCUGCGCCCUCGCCCCCGGGACGCGCGCUCCCCCAGCCCGCCGCGGGGCGGACGGCGGCGGCCCGGCACUGGGCACUCACCUCGGCCUCGGAGGCCCAGCCGCUCCGCCGAGCGCGCCCAGGCUUCGAGCCGCGGGGGCCGGAGCGGCCGCAGCCUCAGCCGGGCGCGCGUGCACACGGGCGCGCAGCCUCCGGGCUGGAGCGCGAGCCCGCGCCGCCCCUGCCCGCUCCGGGGACGGAGCCGCUCCGCGCGGGGCCCUCCUCCGCCCGCCGCCCGCUUAACCCUUUCCGCAGCCGCGGCAGCUCCUGCAGAUGCUGGCGCUCCGGGCGUGCAGAGCGGCGCCGCCUGGGUACCCACGACAGCCCCACGCGGAGGGGCGCCGACGGCGAGGUGGACCCCGGUGCGCCUCGUGAAUACUGCUUGCACCCCCCAGCCACCCCACAAGAAGCGAAACCAGGUUCCCGCCGGCGCGCGGGGGUCUCUGCCUGA
Molecule: messenger RNA, 1566 nt
Organism: Mustela lutreola (European mink)
Lineage: Eukaryota; Metazoa; Chordata; Mammalia; Carnivora; Mustelidae
Product: basic salivary proline-rich protein 2-like
Exons: 1
Coding region: 1-1566 (521 amino acids)
Source: RefSeq, a predicted model, not a curated record